This is a messenger RNA of Tetrahymena thermophila SB210, 810 nucleotides long. RefSeq lists its product as hypothetical. The record is from RefSeq and is a predicted model, not a curated record. The transcript is spliced from 3 exons. NCBI's taxonomy places the organism in Eukaryota, Ciliophora, Oligohymenophorea, Hymenostomatida, Tetrahymenidae.
AUGCUUAAGCAGAUGCUAAGAUUUUUAUAGCACUAGUUAAAACUAGUGUAUAAGUUGUCCUAAGAAUUUCUAUAAAAUUAUUUAAAUUCUUCUACAUGCGUUUAAAAUUGCAAAGUUGGAGAAAUAUAAAGUAAUAAAUGCUAGACUGUAAGAUGUAUUAAAUAUGAUUUUCAAUAAUACUGCUUCAAGUUUAGUCUUAAUUUAUGCUUCAAUAGCAAAAUACUUUUAGAUUCUACUGAAUAACAUGAUUAACUAGCUGAAUGUAAAAGUGGCUAAAUAUUUAAUCUAGUUUCGUAAUAGUGUUUACCAUGCUCAAGCAUCUGCUAAGAAUGUUUUAGAACUAGUUAUAACUCAUUUAUAAGUUGUCCUAAGAAUUUCUAUAAAAGUUAUUUAAAUUCUUCUACAUGCGUUUAAAAUUGCGAAGUUGGAGAAAUAUAAAGUAUUAAUGCUAGACUGUAAGAUGUAUUAAAUAUGAUUCUCAAUAAUACUGCUUCAAGUUUAGUCUUAAUUUAUGCUUCAAUAGCAAAGUACUUUUAGAUUCUACUGAAUAACAUGAUUAACUAACUGUAUCUAAAUAAUUAAGUAUUAGAGCUGAAUGUAAAAGUGGCUAAAUAUUUAAUCUAGUUUCGUAAUAGUGUUUACCAUGCUCAAGCAUCUGCUAAGAAUGUUUUAGCACUAGUUAUAACUCAUUUAUAAGUUGUCCUAAGAAUUUCUAUAAAAGUUAUUUAAAUUCUUCUACAUGCGUUUAAAAUUGCGAAGUUGGAGAAAUAUAAAGUAUUAAUGCUAGACUGUAAGAUGUAUUAAAUAUGA